CCGAGGCGAGCCAUACAGGCAGGCGUCGAACGUGGGGUGGUGUGUGCUCAGCGUAUACGCAGCGCAGCGAGCCGAGGCGAAUCGAAACCACGCACGCGUCCCGGUGCUGAAGAGGGAGAGAGCGUGUGCGCGCAAGAAGAACACCGCAGGAAAAGCGUCCAAGGCAUCCCUACCAUGGCUCGCGAGUCGCGCGCCCUCAUCAUCGUCCACGGCCACCACACCAUCCGCGCCGGCUAUGGCAUCCACGAGCUCUUCAGCCUUCCCACUGUUGAACUGACCGCCCGCGUCGCGCUCACCGAAGACUAUCUCGAGCAGCAUGGCCUCUUGGAUCCCCACGCCGCCGCAGCCGGCAACACUAGGAACACAGGGCACAAACCAUCAGCAGAUGACUACCUCGUCGGCACCGCCAUCGACGAGGCCGUGCGCGCUGGCAAGGCGCUGCGCUACUACUGGCCCAUGCAGCCGCACAUGCAGGUGCGCGACUGGCAGGCCAUGCUCGCCCUGUGGCGCCACCUGCUCUUUCACGCCACCACGCUCGGUCUGCGCCGCUCUUCCAACACGUCCGUUACUCUGCUCGCGCUGCCAGCGCCUCUCUCGCGUGAGCAGCACGCCUGUAUCUCUUCCCUCUGGUUCGAACAGCUCAACUGCCCCGGCCUCGCGCUCGUCGAGAGCCCGUUGCUCGCAGCCUACGCGACCGCCGCGCUCUCCGCCACCGUCGUCGACAUUGGCGCCGCCGCUUCCGUCGUGACCCCCGUUGCGGACUGUCUCGUCCAACACAACGCCAUCGUGCGCUGCCCCGUUGGCGCACGUCACUGCACGCUCUGGCUCGCCCACCUCCUCCGCCAGGACGCCAGCCUGGUCCAGGCCCUUGGGGCGCUCAGCGAGCACCACGCUACCGCUGCUAGCGCCGCAGUGCCCAGCAGUGCUGCCGCUACGCCGCCGCGCAACGAGCAGGACGAGCGCCUGCACGAGCUGCUUGUCGAGCUCGCCGAGAUGCUCGUGCACGAGGGGCAUAUCAACGGUCUCGACGACGACGCCGCUGGCGGCGGCGGCGGAAAGUUCAGCAGUAGCAGCAUUGGGGGCAGCGGUGCUGGCGCUGCUGCAGGCGUAGAGGAAGAGCCCGAGUUGGACGUCGCGGCCAUGUUAGUGCAGGGCAAAGAGAAGGAGCUGAUCGAAGAGCAGGAGCGGCGCAAAAAGGCACUGCAAGAUGCCAUAGCGGGUAAAGCGAGCGCUGCAGACGUCGCGGCGGCCAUCACCGGUGAGGCGGGCCAAGCGGGCGGCAGCACGGACCCCAAGGCCGUGCUCGUCUCGUUCAAAGGACUGCGCCUCAAAGUAGGACCCUCGCGCUUCCGCUACGCCGAGCCGCUCUUCUGCCCAGACGUCCUCCGUGGCGUGCGCGGGAUACAGCAGGAGAGCGAUGCGCACUCUGCGUCGCUCUCUGGCGCUGGACCUGUCCUCGGCGAUCCCGUCCUCAAUAACACCAGCACCACACCCUCACUAUCCUCCUCGCUCCCAACAGCAGCGCAAUCACACCACCCGACAGCGGACGCGCUCGCGACAGCGCCGUCGCUGCCAGAGUGCAUCCACGCGGCCAUCGCACAGGUGCCUGAUCUGGAGCGCCGCCCAGCCUUGUGGGAUGCGCUCGUGGUCACCGGCGCGCCGACGCGCACGCGCGGGCUUGCCGCGAGUAUCACGCGACACUGCGCACCGUUUAUCGUCGGCGGUGGCGGCGCGGUGGGCGGCGGAGCAGCUGACCAAAGCGGCGGCGUCGCCGGGUUCGGUGCCCCGGCGCCAGGUGCCGGUGCAGGUGCAGCAGCGGCGAUCAUACCCGACGAGCCGAAUCAGCUGCAACCGCGCAACGUGCGCGCGCUCAAAGUGCCGGACUACUUUGUCAACUUCAAGGACAGAACCGACCUCGCUCCUUUUCUUGGCGCUACGAUUUAUGCCAAGCUCAUCUUCUCGGACGCGGCGGCACGGAGCUACGUGACCAAGGCGAACCACAACGAGCGCGGGCCUACGGCCGCGUUCUCCAUCACGGCGUAAACGCUUUGUUGAUGCAUGUACAUUACGUGGUGGCAGCACCGCGCGCGCGAUGCGAAGGGUUAAUGGAUGAUUUGUCC
Tilletiaria anomala UBC 951 is the source of this 2120-nucleotide messenger RNA. RefSeq lists its product as uncharacterized. The transcript is spliced from 3 exons. Bases 175 to 2043 code for a protein of 622 amino acids. The record is from RefSeq and is a predicted model, not a curated record. NCBI's taxonomy places the organism in Eukaryota, Fungi, Basidiomycota, Exobasidiomycetes, Georgefischeriales, Tilletiariaceae.